Aspergillus nidulans FGSC A4 is the source of this 2490-nucleotide messenger RNA. RefSeq names its product tethering complex subunit VPS16 (gene vp16). Lineage: Eukaryota; Fungi; Ascomycota; Eurotiomycetes; Eurotiales; Aspergillaceae. Gene Ontology annotation, cellular component: vesicle tethering complex; endosome; bounding membrane of organelle. Bases 1 to 2490 code for a protein of 829 amino acids. Gene Ontology annotation, biological process: intracellular protein transport; vacuole organization. The transcript is spliced from 7 exons. The record is from RefSeq and is a predicted model, not a curated record.
AUGGCGCCGUCUAAUCCUCUAGCUAACUGGGAAAGGCUCGGGUCUAGCUUCUACCGAAAAGUCCCUUUAUACCACUCGGUAUUCGGUGAGGAUGUUGAGCUGGAGAAUUACAUUGUUGCCGGCGCUCCGUACGGAGGGGCUAUUGCUCUGUAUCGAGAUGAGAGUAAACCUCUAAGGUUUCGCGACGCUCAGACCGGCAAGUCGAACAUUGAUAUUUACUCUCGGUCCGGGAAGUUGAUCAACCGGCUUAAUUGGGAGCAUGGGACGAUAAGGGGGCUCGGAUGGUCUGAUCAAGAGGAACUGCUGGUGAUCACAGAAGACGGUACUGUUCGGCGCUACUUUGGUUUGUACGGUGACUUCACCUCGUUUUCUCUCGGGAACGGAGCAGAGGAAUAUGGAGUUAGGGCGUGCCGAUUCUGGAACUCCGGCUUUGUUGCCUUGCUGGCUAAUAACCAGCUGAUUGCUGUUUCCAGCUAUAACGAGCCACGACCAAGGCUCCUAGCACAAUGUCCGGAAGGAGAGGUUGCUUCGUGGUCUCUCAUUCCACCAGCUUAUACGUUAUCCCGCUCUGUUGAGGUUCUUCUUGCUGUUGAUAAGACGAUCUACCUCGUCGAUCCUACGGAGGCUGAGGAUAAAGUGCUCCAAAAUGGACCUUUUAAGCAUGCGAGCGUGUCGCCCACGGGCCAAUUUGUUGCUCUUUUGACAGCUGAAGGGAAGGUCUGGGUGGUGAGCAGCGACUUCCAAAGCAAGUACAGUGAGUACGACCCGGACUCGCGGGUCACUCCCCGAGCUGUGGAAUGGUGUGGCAACGAUGCCGUUGUUAUUGCUUGGGAAGAUGAGGUUCACCUUAUAGGGCCUAAUGGUGCAGCUGCACGGUAUUGGUACGACGGGACUGUUCACGUGUUGCCGGAAUUUGACGGCGUUGGCCUACUCACUAACGAUACAUACGAGUUUUUGCACAAAGUAUCAGAUGUUACUGAGACUAUUUUUCGUCUUGGGUCAACAUCGCCGGCGUCAGUCCUGUUAGACUCUAUCGACCUCCUGGAGAAGAAGUCUCCCAAAGCAGAUGAUAAUAUCCAACGGAUCAAACCGAGCCUACCAGAAGCUGUUGAUAUGUGUGUUAAGGCAUCUGGCUUAGAAUUCGACGCUUACUGGCAGAAGCGACUGCUGAAAGCAGCGUCCUUUGGAAAAUCAGUUCUUGACUUGUACAACAGCGACGAAUUUGUCGAGAUGACCGAGAAAUUACGGGUUCUGCAGGCCGUGAGAGACUUCCAAAUAGGACUCGCUGUUUCAUAUGACCAGUAUAUGCGCCUGACAUCGGAGAAGCUAAUUGAGCGUCUCGUGAACAGAAGGAACUAUCUACUUGCUAUCCGGAUAUCAGAAUACCUCCAGCUACCUGCUGACAAAAUAUACGUCCACUGGGGAAGCUCGAAGGUCAAGGUUUCUACAGUCGACGACGAAGCUGUCUGCAAGCUCAUUGUGCAAAGACUUGACGGAAAGCCAGGGAUAUCCUUCGAGGCCAUCGCACAAGCGGCUUACGAUGAAGGCCGCUCACACCUCGCAACCCAGCUUCUAAACCACGAACCGCGGGCCGGUAAGCAGGUUCCGUUGCUUCUGAAUAUGGAAGAGGAUGAGAUCGCACUGGACAAAGCUCUACAGAGCGGAGAUGACGAUCUUGUUAACUACGUUCUUCUUCAUUUGAAGAGCAAACUUCCUAUCGCAAGCUUCUUCAGGAUGAUCAAUACACGGCCAAUGGCGUCUGCACUUGUGGAAACAACCGCUCGGGAGGAAGAUCCCGAGUUGCUAAAAGAUCUGUUUUACCAGGAUGAUCGACCCUUGGACGGGUCAAAUGUGCUUCUUUCGGAUGCCCUGAAAGAGAGCGACUUGCCGCGCAAACAAGAAAAGCUUCUACUCGCUUCUCGACUACUUUCGGACUCUAAAGACCCGACAUUGGUAUUACAUCGGAACCUGUUAAAUGAGUCGUCACAAUUACUUAAAACACAGGAAGCUCUGGACAAAGACCUGGCGGAACGAUCUGAAUUCCUUGGCCUGAGCUUGAAUGAGACUGUCUACAGGCUGAUCAGAUCAGGGUACGGUAGGCGAGCACAAAAGAUCCAAAGCGACUUUAAAAUGCCAGAGAGGACGUAUUGGUGGUUGAGACUACGAGCGCUAGUAGCGAAGCGUGACUGGGGAGAGCUGGAAGAGAUUGGCAAGAUCAAGAAGUCACCAAUAGGAUGGGAGCCUUUCUAUAACGAAAUUUUAGGAGCUGGAAACACAAAGCUGGCUUCCGUCUUCGUCCCAAAAUGCACCAAUCUACCCGCGGAGGAAAGAAUUGAGAUGUGGGUGAAAUGCGGAAUGAUUGUAAAGGCUGGAGAGGAGGCCUUCAAGGCAAAAGAUAUCAAUACCCUUGAGCUUCUCCAAGCCAAGGCCUCGGGGCCGUCUGCCGUCGAGAUAGGCCGGAUGAUUAACCAGCUACGGCCGAAGAAAUGA